Molecule: messenger RNA, 675 nt
Organism: Nicotiana tabacum (common tobacco)
Lineage: Eukaryota; Viridiplantae; Streptophyta; Magnoliopsida; Solanales; Solanaceae
Source: RefSeq, a predicted model, not a curated record
AUGGUGAUUAGGAGGAGGUUCAGGGGCAGAGUAAAAACAUGUUGUAUCCAUGAUCUCUUGUGGAAUUCAUUAAGAAGAGAAGCUGAAAAAGAGAAGUUCUUGUACGUUGUGAGAGAUCAUGUUCAAGUCUUGCCAGAGGAAGCAUAUUCCAACAGACGCCUCGUUUUGCAUUCUGAGAUUGUGGCCAGUGCCGAGCACAAGCCUUCUGUUCCUUUUACUUAUUCCUUUCUCUGUUGUAUUGGAGCUGGACUUCCUCCAUCUACUUCACAGCUAAGGUCUAUUAUUGGUUUUCCGGGCUUCAAACUACUGAGAGUUCUGGACCUAGGUUCGAGUAUGUUCUUCAGUUUUCCACUGGAAAUAGCACAAUUAGUUAAUCUGAGGUAUCUCACGCUCAACUGUUAUGAUGAGCUGCCUUCAGCUAUUUCUGAAUUCUGUCAUUUGAAGAUACUGAUUAUCUCUUCUCACCUAGAAGGUCUAGCUCUACCAGCAGAUUUAUGGAAUAUGGCACGACUAAUGCAUGUCCGUUUAACGAGGGGUUUCAUAAUGCCUGAUCCUAUGGCUUUAUCAGCACUAGUUGAUGGAAAAAGCUCCCAAGUCCUAUUAAACCUCAAACACUUUCCUAUACAAGCUUUGGUAGUUGUUAAAGGGAAGUAUUUGCUUGCAUUCCCAAGUUAA